AAAGCAAGACACAAACAUAAACAAUAACAGCUUAUACAUUGAUAAGGAGUAUCAUAUCGAUAAGUCUAAAUACUUUAACCUAAAAUUUUUGAUUGCAGCCACAGUAAACAUAAUAGUAUUGAUUUGACUGUAACAAAAUGAUAAAUUUUCGAAAACUUUUCAGAAAAAAAUGUGCUGUAAUUGGUAUGGUCCAUGUGAAAGCCUUACCAGGUACCCCCCAGUAUCAAAACAAUAUAGAAAAAAUCAUCUCACAUGCAUCCAAAGAGACCGAAAUCUACUUGAAAAAUGAGUUGGAUGCAAUAAUGAUCGAAAAUAUGCACGACAUCCCUUACGUACAGUCGAAACACUUCGGUCCAGAAAUCGUAGCUACCAUGUCGAGAGUUUGCACAGAAAUUAGGAAAAUCGUACCUUUAACUACCCCUUGUGGAAUUCAGGUUUUAUCGUGUGGGAAUAAAGAAGCAAUUGCCAUUUCCAAAGCAUGCAAUUUUAAUUUUAUUAGAGCCGAAGGGUUCGUUUUUGGUCAUAUAGGGGAUGAAGGUUAUACAGAUGCUAACGGAGGAAAUCUGUUGAGGUAUAGGAAGAUGAUAGGGGCGGACGAUGUUUUGGUCUUAACUGAUAUUAAAAAGAAACACAGCUCGCAUGCCAUAACAAACGACGUUACCCUGGAAGAAACAGCAAAGGCUGCGGAAUUUUUCUUGUCAGAUGGUCUGAUACUUACUGGUACUGCCACAGGCAUGCCAGCCAAAGUAGAUGAGCUCUCUAACCUGAGAAAAUCAACAAAAUUGCCGAUCUUGGUUGGUUCCGGAGUGACAGAGGCAAAUUUAGAAAAUUACUUUGAAGCCGAUGGUCUUAUUGUUGGAUCCGAUUUUAAAAAUGGCGGCGUUUGGAGUGAGACUGUUGAUGAGGAGAGAGUGAAGAAAUUUAUGGGAAAAAUUAGAACCUUGAGGAUAAAUUAAUAAUUAUAUCAUUUCAGUCAUGGAGUAUUACAUUGUUUCACUAC
Messenger RNA from Anthonomus grandis grandis, 1000 nucleotides. RefSeq lists its product as uncharacterized. The record is from RefSeq and is a predicted model, not a curated record. The transcript is spliced from 5 exons. NCBI's taxonomy places the organism in Eukaryota, Metazoa, Arthropoda, Insecta, Coleoptera, Curculionidae. The coding region runs from base 138 to 956 and encodes 272 amino acids.